Impatiens glandulifera is the source of this 1930-nucleotide messenger RNA. RefSeq lists its product as uncharacterized. Bases 323 to 1699 code for a protein of 458 amino acids. NCBI's taxonomy places the organism in Eukaryota, Viridiplantae, Streptophyta, Magnoliopsida, Ericales, Balsaminaceae. The record is from RefSeq and is a predicted model, not a curated record. The transcript has 7 exons.
UCUCUCUCUCUCCUUAAUUUUUCUCUCUCUACUCAUCAAAUGAUCUGUUUUUUAUCAAGAUUAUCGAAAAAUUAAAAAUAAAAAUUGUGCAUGUUUUGAUCACGAUUCACGACCCAGUAUUUAUUUCUCCCACAUGGCUGAAAUUCUAAACAAUUCUCAACCCAUUUCUCUCUCCCAUCUUUUUCUAUUAGCUCAUAGCCUGUAGUUUGUCAGAACCAAGAACAAACAAAGUAUAGAAAUUAGAAUAGAAGACUCCUCAUUCUGGGUUUCGGAGCUUUCUUUUUUGGAAUCAAUGAGAGAUUGAAUAUUGGGUUUUCUUAGAAUGGAUUCGGUUCAGGGUUUGUUUGGAUGUACAAAAACUCUCAAUAAUUUGUUCCAUUCUCAGCAUCAUCAUCAUCAUCAUAGCAGAAGAAGACAACAACAAAAUCCAUGCACUUCACAAGAACAAACAAAGAACAAGAUUUCUCUAAACAUGUCCUCAAUCAUUCCCAUUUUUGUCUUCUCUCUGUUAGUCGUUUCCUUCAUCUGUCCUGUUCGUUCGUCGGAUUCCGGCAACUCAACCCAAGAUUUCCAGCCGGAAGAACAGUUGAAAAGGCUCAAGAUGAUUCAAUCCCAUCUUAGAAAUCUCAACAAACCCCCUGUCAAGACAAUUCAGAGUCCUGAUGGUGAUAUAAUAGACUGCGUAAUAGUUCAUCAACAACUUGCUUUUGAUCACCCUCAAUUAAAAGGGCAGAAACCAUUGGAUACACCAGAUAGACCAAAAGGUCAUACCCCAACUGACAUAAAGCCAGAAGAUUUUCAACUAUGGAGUUCCUCCGGCGAAUCAUGUCCGGACGGCACAAUUCCAAUCAGAAGAACAUCUGAAGAAGAUAUCCUUAGAGCUAGCUCGUUAAGAAGAUUCGGUCGAAAAAUCCAGAAACCCAUCCGCCGGGAUUCCUCCAGCAACGGCCAUGAGCACGCAGUGGGGUAUGUUAGCGGAGAGCAAUAUUACGGAGCUAAAGCGAGCAUAAAUGUGUGGGCCCCACGUGUGUCGAACCAGUACGAGUUCAGCCUGUCUCAAAUGUGGGUCAUCUCCGGUUCAUUCGGCGACGACCUUAACACCAUCGAAGCCGGUUGGCAGGUCAGCCCGGAGCUAUAUGGUGACAAUUAUCCUCGUUUUUUUACUUAUUGGACAACGGAUGCAUAUCAAACAACGGGGUGUUACAAUCUUUUAUGCUCGGGUUUUGUUCAAACUAACAGUAGAAUUGCGAUUGGGGCGGCUAUAUCGCCAACAUCGUCAUUUAACGGAGGACAAUUCGACAUUAGUCUACUUAUUUGGAAAGAUCCAAAGCAUGGGAAUUGGUGGCUUGAAUUUGGGAAUGGUAUUCUAGUUGGAUAUUGGCCAUCUUUUUUGUUCUCACAUUUGAGAAAUCAAGCAAGCAUGGUCCAAUUUGGUGGGGAGACAGUGAACAGCAGGCCAUCUGGUGCUCACACUACGACCCAAAUGGGAAGUGGUCAUUUUGCAAGAGAAGGUUUUGGAAAGGCUUCCUAUUUCAGAAACAUGCAAGUUGUAGAUUGGGACAACAGCUUGAUUCCUUUGUCUAACCUUAAAGUGUUGGCUGAUCAUCCCAAUUGCUAUGACAUACAAGGUGGUAUUAACAGAGUUUGGGGCAAUUACUUUUACUAUGGAGGUCCUGGAAGAAACAUGAAAUGUCCCUAAACAAAACAGAGGGAAACAAAAAAAAAGUUUUUUUUUUUUUUUCUGUUAUAUGGGUUUUCUUUUUUGGGUUUUUUUUGGGAUUGGGUAAUUCUUAUAUUUAUUUUUCUUAGCCAGUAGUAGUAGUUAUCACAUUUUCACUAUCAACCUAACAGGGUGUUGAUGGUUCCCUAAGGGUAUUCUUGUAAUUUUGUUCCAAAAGAGUUAAUAGUAGUAAAUAUGUGUUAAUUAUGA